GGACUUGCGGCGGCUGUCUGAAAGGCCAGAUCGCCUAUGAGUCGCCAUUGAGGGAGAAAACAGUAGAUAUUGAGGAAUUUGUCCGCCAGAACCGAGAAGAACGGCGUUAACACUCAGCAGCUGCUGUAGAUAAAGCGCUGCGGGAGAACCGGCGGUGAGGUUAGGCUGGUGGGCUGAAGUCUGAAGGCUAAAGGCGGGUAUUUAGAGGAGCCUGGCCGGGGUUGCUGCUGUCGCUGCUCUUUGUGUGGACAUGGUUUGUUGUUGUUUUUGAGUGAAGGCUCUCCUGGCUCUGCUGGGACCCUCUGUAUGGAGGAGAAAGUGGCAGGAGUCGGAGUUCAGGGAGUACAGUUACAGUAAACACGUAUUUUAAGAGCAGGAGAGUCGGGAACGCAGCCUGAGCCCUUUUUAAAGGUCCAGAAUCUGAAGAUCGGGAGGAGAAAGGAAGGAUAUGGGCAACUGCCUGAAGUCCCCUACUUCUGAUGAUAUCUCUCUGCUCCAUGAAUCGCAGUCAGACAGGGCUAGUUUUGGAGAUGGCACUGAUCCGGAGCAGGAACCGCCUCCACCUUACCAGGAACAGAUCCACGUGCCGGUGUAUCACCCGACGCCGAGUCAGGCCCGGCUGGCGACGCAGCUGACCGAGGAGGAGCAGAUUCGCAUCGCCCAGAGAAUCGGCCUCAUCCAGCACCUGCCCAAAGGAGUGUUUGAUCCCGGCAGUGACGGCACUGAGAAGAAGAUACGAGAGUGUGUGAUCUGCAUGCUGGACUUUGUUUACGGGGAUCCGAUCCGGUUCCUGCCCUGCAUGCACAUCUACCACAUGGACUGCAUCGACGACUGGCUGAUGCGCUCCUUCACCUGCCCCUCCUGCAUGGAGCCGGUGGAUGCUGCACUUCUCUCCUCCUACGAAACCAACUAAAUACACACACACACACACACCUGAUGACGUCACAUUUGUUUUUCAAGGGAUGUAUCCCUUGCUUCCAGCAGGUGACUGAAUGGGGGUACGGACCCAUGGUCCCACCAUGUGUUUCUGGAGGACCUGAGAAGCUGAGAUGCUCUCCUGGGUUUUCCUGCUGGACAGGAGAACCAAUAGGAGCCUCACAACUGACUGCAUCACGUGACUCUCCUCAGAAAGACCCUCCCAACAGCCCAUUCGUUCUCCAGUCUGCUGAGGAACCUCGUACACUGGAAGGCAUUAAACAGUAGAAAAUUAUACAAAAAAGAAGAGACUUCAAUGGGGAAAAUGCAAUUUGUCCUGCCCUUCCUCCCCUAUCUUGUCUUUCUCUCUAUUUCUCUCUAUAUUUCUUUCUCUUCUCAUUUCUGUUAAGGGCUCAUUGUAUUUUUAGCUUAGAUGAAAAACGAUUAAGGCUGCGUUCACACCCUAGCAGGUAAAAAUGGUCUGAAUCUGAACUUUUUCAUCAUAUUUGACACAAAUGCGUCCUCAAUGGAAAUGGAUGACAGCAGUGUGCUAGAGUGAGUGUUUUAGUAUUUGGGAUACUAUUUAUAAUAGAAAUUUAGACUGUGUCGCUAUUCCAGUAAUAUUUAAAGGUUCGUUCUCUGUUUCUAAUGAAAUUGCUGCAGAAAUAAUUGAAAAUAAAAUAAAGGAAGAACAUAAAACGUCCCCUUUUGUAUCAGCGACCUUUAUCAAACAAAUUCUCGGUCUUAAGCUCAGCUGCAAAAUCCUUCACAGCUUCUAAGAUGCUGGAAAAGAUGAAACCAAAACUUCACAUGAAGCUCUGUAUUGCUCUUUUGCACAUAUUCGAUAGGAGCUUAAAGAACUAUUGAGAUGAAUGUAGGCAAUAGAUCACAUUGAAAGAAUCAUCAUAUAAACACAAAAUUUGGUGGGAACAUCAGAUUUGGGCCACUUUUACCUGCUGUGUGAACGUAGCCUAUGUGAUUUAAAUGCGUUUGCACACAAAUUACGAAAACAGCUCUGGAAAAAAAUGAAGAGAGCACUUCAUUUUCUGAAUCAGUUUCUCUGAUUUUGCUAUUUAUAGGUUUAUAUUUGAGUAAAAUGAACAUUGUUGUUUUAUUCUAUAAACUACAGACAACAUUUCUCCCAAAUUCCAAAUAAAAAUAUUGUCAUUUAGAGCAUUUAUUUACAGAAAAUGAGAAAUGUCUGAAAUAACCAUAAAGUUUAUAUUCAUAAAGUUUUAAGAGUUCAGAAAUCAAUAUUUGGUGGAAUAACCCUGGUGGUUUUUAAACACAGUUUUUUUUUUCAUGCAUCUUGGCAUCAUGUUCUCCUCCACCAGUCUUACACACUGCUUUUGGAUAACUUUAUAGUGCUUUACUCCUGGUGCAAAAAUUCAAGCAGUUCAAUUUGGUAAAAUCAAAGAAACUCAUCCUUUUUUUAAAUGGUCUCUCUCUUUUUUAAAUUAUUUUUCCUGAGCUGUAUUAAAAUUUGCACUUCUUCUCAGACAUCUUCUCCCACCAUUGCCUUCCUCUCUUUGUAGGGGGCUUGUGUGACUCAUUCCAUUCAGCUCCCAGCCUUUAGCUUUCCUUUUGGACUUUCUGCAGCUGCAGACUCUUGCUGUGGGUCAUGGAUUUGUUGGACGACUGGAAGAAGAAUCUCUCUAUUAUUGGUCAUGACCAGUGACUGUAUAAAGCAUGGGUAAUGUGCUUCCAUUUCCUUUCUUUUCUGUAGAAAUGAAGCCAGAAAUGUCCCCCAUGUUGUUGAAUUAGAGACAAGGGGUGGAGCAGUAUUUAGACCAAGUGUCUCAGACUGCCUUCAUUGAGUUGAGUUUUACAGCACAGUCUAAAGAACCAGAAGCAAAACAGCUUUAUUGUACAGCAUAUUACAGAACCAGAGCUCAGCUCUGAUUAAUCUGUUUAUAAUAGAGACGAACCAAAUCUAAUACAGAGUUCAGUUUAACCCCCGAUUAAUAUAAAACAGGAUUAUUUACACAGUAUUUGGAAUAAAUGUGACAAAAGUUCUGACUGAGACAAAGUACAAGUGCAUCACGUCUUAACUACUAUAACAUUUUCUGAAUGGCUAACAAUUAAUUACUGUAUGUAAAACUGGCUGUUUUAUGCUAACACCAGAAAAACGUACAGAAAAAAAGGAAAUAACUUAAUACAGAGUGUUUGUUAAUGUGCAUAUCAGCAUUCAGAGGGUAGUUAACCCUCUAUAGCAUGUUUCUUGCAUUUAUUAAGAAUUAAAAUGCUUCAGAACCAAUGCUUACCAUGAUCACCUUGUUAUCUAACUGCGAAAUGUUGCCCUGAAGCAACGAAUAAAAAAAAAACUACUUUUAGGUUUUAGGAAGUAAAUGAAAACAAAAUAAGCUUCCCAUGUGUCAACUUUACAUAUUGAAAUGUUUAGGAAAGAGUUUAAUAAUCAAAAAGGUGGUUUGUUGGUAUGGCAACACCAUGCCAUAGAUUUAAGUUGAUCUCUUACAGGUCGACGGCUACUCAGCUACUCCGUGUAGACUGUCAGUUACUUAAUUCUAUAGCUCUGUAUGCUUAAUAACAUGCUGUAGAGAAGGUAGUUAUCCCUCUGUAGCAUGUUAUUUGCAUUUGUGCUUCAGAACCAAUGCUUUAACAUGAUCGCCUUUUAAUAAGCUUUAAAAUAGGCUUUCCAAAUAUACUUCUUAACAUAUUAAAACAUUUAGAAGACAGUUUAAUGAUCAAAGAAGAGGUUUGUUGCCUGACGGCAACACUAUGCCAUAGAUUUGGGUUAAUUUCUUACAGCUCGACAACUCAGCAACUCCAUUUAGACUGUCAGUCACUUAAUUUCUAACUGUAGCUCCGCGUGAUCAAUACCAUGCCAUAAUUAACCUUCUAUAGCAUUUUUUUGCAGUUGUUUUCCAACUGUAAACUGUUGCCCUGAAGCAACAAAAAUAAAAAAAAUACCAUUUUUAGGUUUAAGGAGGUCAAUGAAAAACAAAACAGCUUAAAUAGGCUUUCCAAAAAUACUUCUUUACAUAUUAAAAUGUUUAGAGGAGAGUUUAAUGAUUAAAAAAGAGGUUUGUUGCCUGAGGGCAACACCAUGGCAUAGAUUUAGGUUAAUUUCUUUCAGGUCCUUCUUCUUAUGAAAAUAUAGUAGAAUACUAUUUCAAAACUGGAGAAUUUCUAUAGAGAAAUAAAAAACAAUACUGGAAAAGUAACUUUCUAGAUUUUUGGGACACUGAAGAUGGAAAGACUUUAGUUUAGAUGAGGAAAAACUAGCUGGAAAAUGGGCAGAGCUGUUCUGUAAUGUAAAUUAUUUAAACAUGGGGAUGGACAGGGCCACAUAAUAAUACUGCAACCAGCCAGCAGAGGCGCUAGACCUGUGCUGGCUGUGCUCUCCAUGCGUCUAUACAGUCACUGGUUACGAUCAGCAGGCUGGAAUAUGCCUGUUAUCCUGAAGCGUGGUGUUUUCUGUUGUUUUAAGGACGUUUAUUGCAAUAUACAGUGCAGUGCGGGUCUGAAAGGAAUCGCACAGUGAGGUCAUUUCAUGUUAUUCUGGUUCUUUAAGAGUUUAGGUUUUAUUAAGUUGAGGUUUGUACUGGUUAAACUAUCAAUUUAUCCAGUUACUGUAAUACACAAUGGAGGGGGUUAAACAUUAUAGGCCUUUUGGAUGCUUGGAUGAUUCUUGGCCCGCAUGUUGCUGCAUCGUUCAUGCGUCAGUUCAUGCUCAAGAGAGCUGACAGAAAGCUUCAUAUCUGAUUAUACAGCUCUGGAAAAAAUUAAGGCACCACUUCAGUUUCUGAAUCAGUUUCUCUGAUUUUGCUAUUUAUAGGUUUAUGUUUGAGUAAAAUGAACAUUGUUGUUUUAUUCUAUAAACUACAGACAACAUUUCUCCCAAAUUCCAAAUAGAAAUAUUCUAAUUUAGAGCAUUUAUUUGUGGAAAAUGAGAAAUGACAAAUAACAAAAAAGAUGCAGAGCUUUCAGACCUCAAAUAAUGCAAAGAAAACUAAAAGUUCAUAUUCAUAAAGUUUUAUGAGUUCAGAAAUCAAUAUUUGGUGGGAUAACCCUGUUUUUUUUUUGCAUCUUGGCAUCAUGUUCUCCUCCACCAGUCUUGCACACUGCUUUUGGAUAACUUUAUGCUGCUUUACUCCUGGUGCAAAAAUUUAUUCAAGCAGUUCAGUUUGGUGGUUUGAUGGCUUGUGAUCAUCCAUCUUCCUCUUGAUUAUAUUCCAGAAGUUUUAAAUUUGGUAAAAUCAAAGAAACUCAUGAAUUUUACAUUGUCUCUUAGUUUUUCCAGAGCUGUAGAUCAAAGCAAAUCAAAUUAAUCAAUGUAAGCAAUCUUAAGACUAAAGAAAAUAUCAGAAAAUUCCAAAUUGCUGUUUUUUUUUUGUUUUGUUUUUUUUUUAAAUCAACUGAAUAAAAAAAAUAAUUUAAUGACUUGCCAACGUGUAAAUUAUCUCAGUAGUGUUGAGUAGUCGAGACUAGAGAAUAUCGAGCCCAAGUAAAGAGAAUUUUACAUCAACAAUAAACAGAAUAUUAAAUAAAAUAACAUUGCUGUUCCCAUAAAUGAGAAGCUCAAACACCUUUACACAACAUGAACGAGCAGAUCAGUCAGAGUGCAUCGGUUUAUUUCCUUAAUAUGAGAAUUAUAAGCAAAUUAAUAUGUGCCUUUUGCAUGUUUCAAGAUGCGCAAGGUGUACUUUCCCUGCUGUUACGAUAGCAAAGACACCUCGACAUGCCCUAAAUCAAGCUGCACAGUGUACGGUUUACAAUUAUUCCAUAGAUAACUAAAAUAGGGCUCUAAAUAUAAGACCACUUCACAUUUAAAUAUCUUUUCGCUGUUUAAAAAGCAUUUAAAGGUCAUGUUCGUAAAUAAUCACUGUCUAAUCAACGAUUAGUCGACUGCUAAAAUAAUCGUUAGCUGCAGCGCUAGUGCAAAAUUUCAAGAUAGAAUUGACUCCAAAUUAGUUUGAGACUCUUUAUUACUAUAAAUCUAGUUCUGGCAGCUUUUAUAAGACCACAAAAGAGCAUUCGUGUCAGUGUUGAUGUGUGAAAUACCAGCAUAGAGUGAAUCUUACACCUGCAUCGCUUCAGAGAAUUCACCACAGCUCAUAAACCACUAGAAAUCUUAGAAACUGAGCGCCUCUGUUACGACUCGCCUGCAGACAUAAAAGCAGAGCGGAGAAGAAAGCGUGUCGAGCUUUUAGACUGUGUUACAAACAGAGGAGAUAAAGAUUAACCCCUAACACCCUGACUGACAUCAUUUGCAGGAGCACUGAAGUUAACAGAAGCGUGAAACUGAUUCACUUCAGUCACAUGGCUCCUUACAAAUAAUGCAUGCCAAGUUUAAUAUACAACUUUUACAGCAGUCAGAUUUUUACUUUAUCUCAGACUGCACAACUUUUCUUGUAAUUGGGAAUAUUUGAAUAUUUUAGAGGUUGUGGUUUGCAUACUACCUUAACUAAUCAAUGGCACAUGCUCAGCUGAGUCCCAAUUGUGUUAAUUACUAAUUUAACUAGUUUUUGAGUAUGCACAAUAAGAAAAGUAAGUACUGAUUUGUACCUAAAAGAGUAUAAAGCUUGUCUCUGGGGCUGUACCUUAUAUUGAGGUACUAAAAAAAAGUACCUUUCAGUGAAAGUCCCUUUUUGUAUCCAUGUUUUUUGAGCCAGUAAAGAUUAUAAAGAUUAUAAACAUUAUCAUCAACUAAAUAUGGCUCAAAAACUUAAAAAUAAAAAAAUAAAUGUGCAAUUUAAAUAUAUAUAAUAUAUUGUUUAUUAGUACAGUAGUGAUCCAGAAUACUGAAUGUACCUUUUGGCUGCAGGUUAAAUGGUACAAAUUUGUACUUAUUGCUGUUAGAAAUUAGAAAAUUGAAUAGAAAUUAGCAAUAGAAGUACAAAGCAAUAGAAAUUGCUUUGUACUUCAGAGGGAUCAAAUCUGACCCUGUAAAGACCAAUACUGUAUCUUUGAGGGUACAAUUAUGAAGAGAGUACCUUUGAGUACAAAAAAGUACUCAUAUCAUACCUCUGUUUUUUAGAGUGUGUAGUGUAGAUAUAAGUUGAAUUAUAAAUUAAGUAUUGUGAGAAAAUUGAGAGUUUUGGACAAAUUUGGAACCAUGGUAUUUGAAGGUAUGGAGAAAUUCAAUGUAAGUUUUUUAGGACAGAAUUAAGUCCACUUUUACAAUAGCAAAAUGGCAGAAAGCAAACAAAGUAUAUAUUAGAUUUAGAGAAUUAAUAAGAGUGUAAUUCCUAUACAUACAAAAAGGAAAUGUUCGUCCACUGAAAAUGAAACCAUAUGCUGCCAAACUGCCUAUAGUACUGUCUACCAGGGCUGCAACUAAUGACUAUUUUAGUAGUCGACUAAUCUUGCAAUUAUUUUUUUUGAUUAGUCACGAUUACAAUGAAUAGUGUUUCCUAUUAGUUAGGCUUUUACUGGAUGUUCAUAGCUAAACUUUUAGGAAUGUAAGGAUAGUUGACGUAUCUAUAAAAAUGACACAGUAUAUUAUAGGACACAUUCACACAGGCACAAUGUUGUCUUUUUCAGGAAAUUCUGCUUAAUUCUACUUAAAUAUUAAUUUAUAUAUUGCUUUGUUGUCUUGUCCCUUAUCUGGUGUGUUUACAGUUUUUGUGUCGAAGUUGUAGAAAAAUAUCUUACCAAGAUUCUAUUUUUAUUAUUUUAUACUAAAUCAGUUUAAUGCAAAAGAAAAUGUAACAAAACUAAAGUAAGGUAACAACUGAAAUCUACCACAAAGCUAUGCAAAAAUGGAAACAAUAUUUAUUCAAAAUAAAUAUAUAAAAUAUAGCAAAACUAAUACAGUAUAGAAUCCCUUUCUUUUCUUUUUUUUUAUUGUGUCGAAGAUUUUUGUGAUAUUAUUGCAUAUGAUAUAGUAUGGCUUACCCCUGUUUGUACACAGAAUUUAAAUUGAGAUUUUCCACUGAAGGAAAGUACAGACUACGAUUAGACUUAAUCUCUUAAUCUGAGAAUUUAAACCAUAAUAAAUUGGUAAACGCAACAAUGAAAAUCAGCAUCACGAUGCAGCACCAUAGACAAUAAAUCAUCAAACAUUUUAUCUAUUUUAUCCAGAUUAUAAUAGAGCCAAGAAUAACAGAGCCCGAGUAUUUCACUGAGCGGUUUCUUUCAGGCAGCGCUGAAUCCUGGGAGAGAGGAGGAUCUGAAGACUGAGAUGAUUCUGAGAUGAUUGUGCUGAGGUUUGCUCGUGGACUGAUGGACUUGCCUCUGAAUGACCAGGAAGAUUAAGGCAGGAAGCUCUGCGGCUGAUCCGAUGCUGCUUUUGUGUUCUGAAAUAUCAGAUUAUCACUUAUUACAAUCAUUACUUUUAUUAUUUAAAAAAAAAUCCAUGUGUGUAAUAUUAUUCUUUUAAUUCUGUGUUUUAUUCAUCUGUUGCAAUUAACCAUGAUGUAACUGCUUGUUUAUUACCAGACCCAGUCAUUUAUUUAAAUACAGCAAAAUCACUGGAGAGACGAAGUGUGUGUGAGUGUUGUUUCUGCUGGACGUGUGGUAUACACUAAUCAUAUACACUAAUCAAGCAUAACAAAGAUUUUAUUAUUUUUCAUUUUUCUCCCCAAGAAAAGGUGAAGAUUAGCACACGCCUCCUCCGACACAUGUGAAGUCAGACUCCGCCUCUUUUUGAACGUUGCCAAGUAGCAUCACAGAAUACAAAUUGUCAUGUAUUCU
Messenger RNA from Astyanax mexicanus (Mexican tetra), 8574 nucleotides. It is a transcript of the gene rnf11b, whose product is annotated as ring finger protein 11b. NCBI's taxonomy places the organism in Eukaryota, Metazoa, Chordata, Actinopteri, Characiformes, Acestrorhamphidae. The transcript has 3 exons. The coding region runs from base 449 to 913 and encodes 154 amino acids. The record is from RefSeq and is a predicted model, not a curated record.